Messenger RNA from Talaromyces marneffei, 5967 nucleotides. RefSeq lists its product as uncharacterized. The transcript is spliced from 2 exons. Gene Ontology annotation, biological process: intracellular signal transduction. The coding region runs from base 1 to 5967 and encodes 1988 amino acids. Gene Ontology annotation, molecular function: guanyl-nucleotide exchange factor activity; protein binding. Gene Ontology annotation, cellular component: cytoplasm. The record is from RefSeq and is a predicted model, not a curated record. NCBI's taxonomy places the organism in Eukaryota, Fungi, Ascomycota, Eurotiomycetes, Eurotiales, Trichocomaceae.
AUGCCUGAGGGAGACGACGACCAUGGUUUCUUCCCCUCUGUUCAAUCACACGCUCAUUCUCCCCCACGCUUCGAACAACGUUCCUCGUCGGUCGUUCCUUCCUCCGACUACCAUCCUCUCGAUCGCAUCUCGACCCUCACCUCCACAUCUCAACUGUCGGGACCACUUCUGUCGGCUCUCACAUAUCAACCAGAACACUCGUCUCCGGAGCCUCAAGUUCCUUACAGCAAUAGCCAUAUAGACGAACCUCGUGCCGAGCAAACACCGUCUCCUGAUCCUAGCGAGUUCUAUCGGCCCUACACCAUCAAUGAUGCGCAAAAUAAUUCAGGCCUAGGAAGCCUGCAGCCACCCAUCGAUGUUCGGCCAGGAAUGAGCACUAUCACAUCUGCUCCUCGUUCCCCGGAGUUUUCUCACCAUUUCGGUUCUGCUUCCUACCGCCGCAACAGAUCCACAUCUCGUUCCUUUCAACUACGGUCUGCAUCAGGAGAUUCGAGGACAUCGCCAAGGGACGGCGCUUCUCGUCCACAACCGUCUGGAGGAUUUAUCGGCGCUCGAAAUAGGCAGGCCUCUUUCAAGGACCUGGUAGAACGAUUCAACAAAAACGUCGACGAAGUUCCACCGGUGCCUGGUCGCUCAGCAUCCGCCUUCUCGUCUCGAGCAGCUAGUCCUGCGCCGAGCUUCAGCAACCGCAGUCGUUCUGGGACCCAGACACUCGAGGGUAACCAGCGUCACUCCGACCUGUCUCCCCCGACAUCUUUUCCGCCUAUACUAGCUUACGAUCGACCAGAGCAAUCUCAGUCAAAUCGCUACCAGAACUCCCAAUUUUCAUCUUAUGAAACCUACGGCGGUGUAGGGCAGCCCUCGUGCCAACCAUUGUUUGGAGAGCUUCUGACCCUUGACACCGCCGUGAACGAUCGGCCGGGACAUGGUAUUUUUCAAGCCCAUCCCCGCCGCCGAGGCUCAGAGAGUAGUAUUUCAAGUCCACUCCCUUUGCUUGGCGAUAGUUCUCGACCAGGAGGAGCAUUGGGUCCAGUGAUAUCACCAUCCUCGCCAACGGCUUGGUACUUGGGCUACACUCAUUCCCUAGAAUCCGUUAAUAAGAAUCUCUCUGAAGGUGGUGACCGCAGUCACCGCCGAUCGAGGAGUGACUAUUCCGGGACAACAGUGAAACCUAACGUGACCAGCCCUUUAGCUACCCAGAUGGCUACCGUCACGUUACAAGAUUCAAUCUCCACCAUGAACCCAAAAAGCCCCUACUUUGCAAAGUCUCGUAUCCCUGUGGCAAGCAGGCGGGGAAGUCGAACCUCGGAUUCUUCUACUCGAUCAUCCCCUUCUUCUACACGAACCAGCUCAGCCAUAGGCUUUCACCCAAACAAUAACUCCGCUUCCACCGUUCAAGUGCCGCUACCUCCCAAGGGCGCUAGUCGUCUUCCAAAACCUCUCAAUUUAGCGACAACCGCAACAUUUACAAGUCCAGAGCGCAGGAUACCUGUAUAUAAUAAUGCCAUCAAAUCGCCCAGUCGCGGAAAUUUCAUCCAUAGCCAUGGAAGUCCGCAUCAAGUACCGGAUAAAGGCUCACUCAAGGUGUACGUCUCUGCACCUCCGCCCAAAAUGUCUCCGCCUUUGCGCAGUUCCAGACCACGUCAGCCCGUUUCCGCAGCGAGCACUGCUGCAUCUCGCGCCAAAGUUGUUGACCGGGUUUCUCGUUUUCAGACAUGUGAAAAUGCUGAGGAUACUACACGGACCCCUCGAACUAGGACACGAAAGCCACCAGAGUUGGGUAAUGUCGAUUUUGCCGCUCGACGACAACGGAUUCAGCAAGCUUUCAACAAGUCCGUUCAGGAGACCGUCAAAAAGGAGGAGGAAGCCGCCGAGCGUCGAAGAUUAGCCCGCUACAAGAGAGAUGAGCAAGUGCGAUCAAUGCUCAUUCGUGAGGGCGAGCUUCGAAAGAUGGCUUCAAUGGAGUCUGCAUCGACUCCCAUACAACCACAUGCUAAUAUCGACUUUCCUGGUCCUCAAUCAAGUGCAAUCGAUGAAACUGCUGGUGAAUCUGAUUUCCUCACAACGCUCGACGGUCAGAAUCCGAUCCCAAGUUUGUCUGUGAUUACCAACACCAAUAGUUUGGAUAACAUUCAACACUCAGAAGUCGGUCCUGAACCCCAAUCCAAUCUGGCCGACUCUCCAACAUUGGGUGCAACAACUACAACAAAUAUUCACCCAACUCCCGCUUCUCUUGACCCUUCAGAUAUUCCUCCCUCUUCUGCAGUCACAACAGCCACCCAAGAUAGCGACUCUACCACUUUUGAUCCGGAACCCCAAGCGGGUCUCGACCACCAAGCAUCGCACCGUGACCUUCUCAGUCGCAUCAUGCAACUACGAGAAUCAAGCUCUAGUAGCGAGUGCGAUGAGGAGGAGGAGGAAGAAGAAGAAGAAGAAGAAGAAGAAGAAGAAGACGACGACGACGACGACGAAGACGAAGAUGACAAUGAGCUCUGUGAUGACGAGAAUGACGAGAAAGAGUCAAUCCGCAUCAUGCUCGAUCCCGCCCGAGCUACAUUUUUCUUGGACGGGAUAGAUCACGGUCAGAGCAAUGAUCUUGAAGCCAGUAAGAACACAGGAAGUGACACCACUGGUCAUGACGAUGCCAAUAGAUGGAGUAUGGCAUCCUGGGCUUCUUCCACACGAGAACAACAUUCAAGCCUAGAUAGCCAGUGUGACGCUGAAGAUGAACCGCGACAAUCGGUUGACCAUGGUCGCCAGUCAGUGCCCAAUUGGAACGAUUCGCCUAACGGUUUGCGCCGCCAGGCUACUCUUGACUCUUUCCAUAACAGACCUGCUAAGGGUCUUGGCAUUCACAAACGGCAGCGUUCACACCCCGACAACUUGAUCCGACAGGGUGGUUGGGAUUCUAAACGUGUCACUCAGCUUUACCUACAGGAGUUGGCACGCGGUGGUUUAAGCGAAUCCUUGGAUCGACCAUGGGAAUCCAUUGAACGACAGAAACGGGAUGAACCCCAACAUAAUUCUAACAGUUUAGAAGAAGAUUCAGUCGUCGUACCACGUUUAGGAGAAUUAGCUGCUCAAGAUCGCAUUCCACACCGAGCUAGCUUGAAUCUACGUGAUGACUGGGAAACCGCUUCGCCGUCAAUUGCGGAUUGGAUCCAAGUCGCAGCAGACGAUGAGCCACCAAUCCCACCACCAAAAGAUGACAUUGAAUCCCAGGCUGCGGACAAGAAUUACCAGCUAGGAGGAUCGGUCUCCGUUCCCGAGAUUCCGACCUUGGUAUCUUCACACAGUAGUAACUCAUGGAAUGGACUGGGUCUCGCCAUCCAUGUGCAAACUCCCGUGGAUGAGGCAAAGGUUACUCCCAUUCCACCAAUGCCUUCUUAUAGCCCUCCUCCAGCGCCAAAGGAUGAUGCGGCUUUAGAGCCACAUAUUCCUGCACCACAGUCUGUGUCACCCAGUAUCUACACCAGUCAACCGCCAUCCAGCAAUCUCUCCAGCGACCCAUUUCCCCCAAUCGAAGAACAUCUCCCAGUACGUCAUAGCGAAGACUCAUACCCCACACAGACUGGCUUUACUCCAUCGCCCCCAACUGCGGCCUCGUCUGCUGCUUCUCAGUAUCAUAUUCCUACUCCUGACCUCACGGGAGAGGCUCCAGCUGGCUCACCAACACCAGAACAGAAACAACUGAAGCAACGCCGAAAUGUGAUCAAGGAACUUGUUGACACCGAGUACACGUAUGGGCGUGACAUGAAGGUAGUGGACGACAUCUACAAAGGAACGUCAAGUUCAUGCUUGGACUUAUCCGUGGACGAUGUCAAAAUACUUUUCGCCAACUCCGACCAGAUCGUCCAGUUCUCUAUGAACUUCCUCGAUGCCUUGAAACAGGCAACUAAAAGCGUAUACGUGAUGCCGAAAUCUGCACGGUGGAACAGCAAAAAAGGGCAGCGCAACGGUCGUGCUGAUUCACCAGCGGAUGCACUGAGUUCGACAUCUGGUUUAUCGAACUUGGAACAAGAUCAGCUUACCUUUGUCGGUCAUGUUUUCAUUGAGAAUAUGAGCCAGAUGGAGAAGGUGUACACGGAGUACCUCAAGAACCAUGACGCAGCGAACAAGAAAUUGCAAAUCCUACAGCGUAACCCCAAAGUCGAAAUCUGGUUGAAAGAAUGUCGAGAUUGGGCGGCUGAUCUCACGGAAGCUUGGAACUUGGAUGCCUUACUCGUGAAGCCUGUUCAACGUCUGGUCAAAUAUCCUCUUCUUUUGAACCAAUUGAUACACGCAACGCCUGAAAAUCACCCUGAUCAUACAGCUUUGGUUCAAGCACUACAAGCAGUUACCAAGAUUUCUGUUCGUAUUAACGACCUCAAGAAGCGCGCUGACGUGGUCGGUCAAGUUGUUAGCAACCGAAAGAGAAAGGAAUCCGACGUUCGUUCCGGAUUUUCCAAAGCGUUUGGUCGUCGUACUGAGAAACUCCGACAACAAGUCGGUCUUUCCGAAAUGUACGAGGAUACCGAUUAUAAUGUGCUGGCAAACCGCUUCAACGAGCAUUUCUUCCAGUUGCAGGUCGUCAUGCGGGAUGUUGAAAUGUACACCCGAGAGAUCAAGUCUGGAAUGGAGAGGUUCAACGAUUACAUUGCUGCCAUUCAAGGCUACAUGGAUGUAGCGCAGUCCAACUACACGGAGAUUGAGAGCAAGUGGCAUCGAUUGAGGGUAUUUGUACGGGAGAUUAUGAACGUUGCUCUCCCCGAACAUGUCACAACUGUCCGCAAAGGUGUGAUCGAUCCCAUGUUGACACUGCUCAAGCUAUACGAAGGCCCACAGAAAGUCAUGACCAAGCGAGACAAGAGAUUGCUUGAUUAUGCUCGUUACAAGUCUAUCAUAGACCGCGGCGAUAAACCCGACAAGCGAACCACCGAGCAGGGUGAGCAAUUUUCCGUGCUAAACGACGCCUUGAAGGAUGAGCUCCCGCGACUUUUCACUCUUACUGCAAAACUCAUGGAAGCAUGCUUGAAGAAAUUUGUGUCUAUACAAGAAGGCUGGUACCAGGUCCUUCAACAAAAACUGGGACCUAUUCUCGAUCGCUUCCCGGGGGAUGUCAGUGGCAUCGUUAGUGACUGGUCAGCCGACUUUUCAUUCGCUGAUGCGCAGAUCCUGUCACUUGCGCUUUGCAACGGUACUCUUCUCUCUGAAGCUGGCAACUUGGUUAAUUUCAACGCCCCUCUAGCAGAUGGGCCAACCUCGCCUCGGAGACCCUCUACUGUGACCAGUACUAGCGCUCGUACUACGUCAGGCACCUUUGAUAGUUCACCAAAGGUGUCAUACGAUUUGGGCACUGCCGCAACAUCAAUUCAAUCAUACGGCAUGGAUGGGCACGCUGAUCACAAUCGCUCCCAUUCAUACAUUGGCGGUCGCACCCGUGCUAGCUCAUCUCUUUCUAAUGUUACUCGUGCAGGAGUGGGCGCAGAAUCAGUCAACGGACAAAUUGGAACUGGCACGAUGGCGCAAGCAUUGUCUCCAGGACGACCAAGAACAGAUUCGACCGGUCGUCAAACAGAUUCACUGCAUACUGCUCCUCGCUUGAGUCUCGACAUGCCUUUUAUGCGUGAUUCCUUGCUUCAAGAGACAAGAACAACUGAAACAACUGCGUCACCGGCCCGAUUUUCAGGAUUCUUUUCGUCUGCAAUGCCUAUGUCUGACUCACCAAUGCAAGAAGCGACUGCUCCCCCAGCCCCAGCAGCAAGUGCCAACCCGAACCCUAAAGUCUUGUUCCUUGCGGCCAGUCUUUACGAGUUCAACAUUGACAAAUCACGGCGUGAGGCUGGAUACCCUUACCUCACCUAUACGGAGGGCGAAGUUUUCGAUGUGAUCGCAGAAAAGGGCGAGUUGUGGCUUGCCAAGAACCAAGACGACCCAACUGGCCAGGUUGGCUGGAUAUGGACACAGCAUUUUGCAAAGCUUGGUUGA